AUGGUAUUUAUGUUCAUUGCGUUCAACUGGUUGAGUUAUUAUGCUGAUUCAGCGUCCAAUUUACCCCCCAAAACUGAUGUAGUCCCCUAUGGAUUGAUUUUACUCCACAAGCAUUCGGUUGCUCACCAAUCCCGACUUCCUUGUCAUGAUCGUUUCUUCGUCCCAAAUUUAAGCCUUGCUUCGGGUGGGAAAAGACUUCUUAAAUCCACAAGUUUCACAGUUAGCCGCAUCCGGUUUCGUGAAUUCAGGUGCGACCGCGUCACGAUGUUGUGUACACCCCCUUCCCACGAGCUAACGAAUAAUCUAAUGGGCGUGCCUUAUGCAGCUCCCUAUCCGACCGCAACCAAUCAGAGAAAUGAACCAAACUAG
This is a messenger RNA of Opisthorchis viverrini, 369 nucleotides long. RefSeq lists its product as hypothetical. The record is from RefSeq and is a predicted model, not a curated record. Bases 1 to 369 code for a protein of 122 amino acids. The transcript is spliced from 3 exons. NCBI's taxonomy places the organism in Eukaryota, Metazoa, Platyhelminthes, Trematoda, Opisthorchiida, Opisthorchiidae.